This is a messenger RNA of Pelmatolapia mariae (spotted tilapia), 3835 nucleotides long. RefSeq names its product afadin-like. Bases 120 to 3818 code for a protein of 1232 amino acids. Gene Ontology annotation, molecular function: cell adhesion molecule binding. Gene Ontology annotation, cellular component: adherens junction. NCBI's taxonomy places the organism in Eukaryota, Metazoa, Chordata, Actinopteri, Cichliformes, Cichlidae. The record is from RefSeq and is a predicted model, not a curated record. The transcript is spliced from 24 exons. Gene Ontology annotation, biological process: signal transduction; regulation of protein localization.
AGAACAAUGUAAGUGGGGAAUAGAUUCGAUGAGAGCUGGAGUCCUAAUGAAACAGCCUGUUUUUGUAGGAAGGAGCUUUGCUGUUAUUUAGAAAACAACUUUGAGGUUGGUUGUUAAAAAUGCCCGAAGAGGACGAACGAGAUAAGUUAGGCAAAGUCAUCAGACAGUGGAACAAUAACAGACUGGACCUGUUUGAAAUUAGCCAACCCGACGAGAAUCUGGAAUUUCAUGGCGUGAUGCGCUUCUACUUCGAGGAUCCUGCUGAAGGCAACGUGGCCACGAAGUGUCUGCGCGUCUGCAGCGACUCAGUGACUCGUGAGAUCAUUGACAUGCUGUCAGAGAAAUUCAGACCCGACAUGAAAAUGCUGACUACUAGUUAUGCCCUGUAUGAAAUCCACAACAAUCGGGAAGAACGCAAGCUGGAUCUGAAUGAGAGACCUUUAGUUGUGCAAUUAAACUGGAACUCAGCCAACAGAGAAGGACGCUUUGUGCUCAAGAAAGACAAGGACAGUGUGGAGGAAAAGUUCGAGGAGAAAGAGAAAGGAGGCUUCAUACAAAACUUUAAGAGGACGCUGUCAAGAAAAGGAAAGAAGAAAGAGAGGAACAGCAACACAGAUGACAAAGCUUCAGAGGAUGAGAAUGGGCCAGCUGAAAAUUCACUCAACAAUGACAGCAUUUGCUUGUCUAACCUUGAUGCACAAAAAUAUUGCACAGAAAAGAAAAGACCAGAGAGGCAGGCUGCUGCAGCUGGAUUACCGAUUGGCGUUCAGUUCUCUGAUAACUUUGCAGAGCCCUUCCUGUCUGCAGUUAUAAAUUACACCAACAGCUCCACAGUUCACUUCAAGCUCUCGCCUGCAUACAUCCUCUACGCCGCGUGUCGGUUUGCUCUACAACGCCGGUACGGUCAAGACUCUCGAACCUCAGAGCACGCAGACAGUGUAACCUCGAUCAGUAACAAAAUGGUGUCGAUGACAGGGAAGGUCAUCCAGAGGCAGCAGACUAUUGGCGGGGCUCUCGCCUUCUGGAUGGCCAACUCCUCUGAGCUGCUAAACUUCCUCAAGCAUGACCAAGACCUCAGCCCACUGACACAGCAGAGCCAGCUGGACCUGUCCCACCUGGUGCACAAAGCCUACAGUUGUCUGCUACAGUGUCUGCAGAAUGAGCUGAGGAAACAUUUGCCAACCUUCCUGAUUGAUCCUGAGCAAUAUGGUUCCCUGCCAGCUGGUAUAGGUGCAGAAAUGGUGCUUAACACCUUGAUGAACACCAUGUCUCUGUUACGCCGUUGUCAGGUCAACCCUGCCCUCACCAUCCAGCUCUUCUCUCAGCUCUUCCACUACAUCAGCGUCUGGCUUUUCAAUCAGCUCAUGAGCCCUGAAGCCAGCACCCCAGGCCUGCGCUCCCACUACUGGGGAGCUGCUCUCCGUCAGAGGCUCACAGCCAUCGAAGCCUGGGCAGAGAGACAGGGCCUGGAGCUGGCAGCUGACUGCCACCUGGGCCACAUCAUCCAGGCAACCACCCUCCUGACCAUGAACAAGUACUCAAUGCAGGAUGCGAAGGACAUCCAGACAACCUGUUUCAAGCUGAACUCACUGCAGCUGCACAUGCUGCUGGCUGGCUACCUCUAUGCAACCAAUGAGCCACACAUACCCCCUGAUUUGAUCAAUGCUGUAGUGACAGCUGCCGAGGCCUCAGCAGAUAACCUGAUUCGGAGCGAAGGACGGGACAUCCAGCUGCAGGAGAGCCUCGACCUCCACCUGCCCUUCCUGCUGCCGGAGGGAGGAUACUCCUGUGACACUGUGAGAGGAAUCCCUCAGGGGUUUAGAGAGUUUUUGGAGCCAAUGUGCCAAAAAGAUCUCUGCUCUUUAACACCCCAACCAAACUCCAAAGGGGACUGGACCAUUUAUUUCAGCGAAUCUGACCCUUCCGUAGAGAGUACAUAUUUGGCAGCACAUAGACAGCCAGAGAUUACGACGAUCACACUGAACAAACCUUUGAACAGUGGGAUGGGGGUCAGCAUUGUAGCUGCCAAGGGAGCUGGGCAGCGUACCCUCGGGAUCUAUAUUAAAUCCAUCGUCAAGGGAGGACCGGCUGAAAUGAAUGGCAAGUUAACUGCAGGAGAUCAGCUGCUCAGUGUGGAUGGUCAAAGCCUGGUUGGUCUCAGCCAAGAAAGGGCAGCAGCGAUCAUGAUGCAAACUGGCCCCAUUGUGACCUUACAGGUUGCAAAAUUUGCUGCGAGUUACCACGGCCUAGAAGCCCUGCUGAGAGAAUCCACCCCAGAGAAGACUACAGGGGUGAGAGACCACGCUAAGCCAAACAAUAAAGCCUGCAUAAAGUACAGCACAGAGGACCACAGUCCCUCAGAGCAGCUCCAUGGAGGCAGUCGAAGGAAGAAAGAGCAGAUAAUGCAGAGGAACAGACAAUUUUAUCGCUCCAACCCCAACAUGGCCGCAGACUUUUGCCUGGAGGAUGGAGAUAAACUUGUUGACCCUUUCACAGGAAACAGCACCGCUUCUGUGUCCACUAAGAAUCUUUGCUCUGAUAAAUUCCACUGGGAAUACUUGACACUACCGAACCCUAGAUCCCAGGACAGGAAUGUAUCUGAACCUAGUAAACCACAGCAAACUUUCCAAGUGUCUUUGAAACCUUUAGCUGGACAGAGCUCCAAUAGAUCUCUAAACGUCAUGCGCCAAGCCCUCUCUCAGGAGAACUUGUGUACAGACAGUGGACACCCCCUGCUGGACAAAAGUCAGAGCAAGUGGACACAGAAGGAUCAGGGUGCAAAGCAAACUGAGAACUACUGCACGUCUUUCCCUAUCCGCUCUUGUCUUUCUACUCAUGACAUCCUCUCUGAUAACAGCUCCCCCACAAAUCAGCAGCAGGUCAGCCAUGUAAGCUGUGCCGGUGUCUGGAGAACCCCUUUUUCACAACACUCAACAUCCACACCUUCAAUCCAGCCGAUACGCAUCGACAUCCCCCUAACAAGAGCGGUGAGCCACCAGUCAAAUCCUCCACUCACUACCUUCCAGCAGAGUUCUUCAUCGCUGGCAGUGAAGAUGAGCCGAACUCUUCAAAUCAAUGGACACAAGCAGAAUCCUCAAAGCCAAGCUAGUAGUACUUAUGCAUGUCCAGUAUCUCCAACUAAGAAGCUACUUCAGCCCUCACUUUCAUCACAAAAAUUCAACACGCACAGAGAUCAAGUAGCAAAACCUCAAGUGAGUAUCACUCCAACAAAGCAUGUUUCCUUCCAAGAACCUCCCUGUCAACAGAAAAAGAGCACAGGUCCAAUGAAACAGAAAGAUCCUCUGGAGAUGUCUGAUCCUUGGAAGAGGGAAGCCCAGGAGAAGCUGGAGAAGCAGCAGAGGCUUGAAGCGGUGGAGUUCCUGCAGCAGGAGAUGCAAGAGCUUCAGGCUAAAGCUAAGCGCACAGCGGAGGAGAACGACCGACUCCGAAAGCUCAACCUGGAGUGGCAGUUUCAGAAGAGGCUGCAGGAAAUUCAGCAGAGAGGAGAUGACGAGGAUGAAGAUAAGGAUUUGGACAUGAUGGUGAUGAUACAGCAGCUAGAGAACAGCAUGUCACAGGCCAAGAACAACACAAGAAGCUCUGGUGGGAAGGACAAAACGGAAAAGCAGGCGGGAACUCACCUCUCCAAAAAGGAAGAUGAAGAAAAGAGAGCUCAGCGAUUAAGUGGAUUAGCUCAUGAUGUUCAUCAAGCAGCAUCAAAAGAAAACCAGGAGGAGAAAAUGAAGAGAGCGGCGGCUCCUGAGAAGCUAACAUUCAAGGAGCGCCAGCGUCUUUUUUCCUUGGCGUCCAGUUCAUAAACAGAAAGCUCAAAAGA